AAUAUAUAUAAAAAAUCAGCCGCUGACAUGGCGUCAAUCAUGCAAUCCGAAACAAAAGUACACCUCCAACCACCAAUUGCCACAUAACGCGAAAAUGGAAAUGUUCUAUCUCUUUUGGUCAAUCCUAUCAACCUUUUUCACUUCCCUCGCUUUCUCCCUCCUCCUCCCCUUCCGCUUCCUACUCCCGCGCCAGCGCCGCCCGCCUCCGCCCUCCACAACCGAAAAUGAACACGUUUCUCUUUACGAGGGCACCGUAUGGCACGAGCGUCGCCGCCCCGUCCGCCACUCUUUCCGGUACUCUGUCCGCUACGCUCUCUUCGACCUCGAUCACGCUCCCAACGCGCCACCUGACCACCUUUCCGCCAACGAGGCUCGUAGGAUUGCCGAAACCACCGGCCUAGUUUUUCUACUAACAAUUCCUCCAAGCGUGGGAUAUGAACAAAAUCCGUUGAGUUUAUAUUAUUGCUAUGAUUUGGAGGGAUCCACUAAGCUUUUGAAGAAGUGCAUUGCUGAGGUAACAAAUACACCGUGGGGCGAAAGAGUUAGGUUUGUCUUCGACCCAAAUUCUGAUUUAGUGGCCAAACCACUGCAUGUGAGCCCUUUUAUGGAUAUGCGCGGGAAUUGGAGUGUUAAAGUAAAUGCUCCUGGGGAUAAUUUACUAGUUGCAAUUUCUGUCCAACAUCCCGAGCUUGGUGACUAUUUUCUGGCUACCUUGAAAGCUAAAAGAAUCUCCCCAGCAUUGGUGCAUGAUCAUGCACUAUUUUUCUGGUUGAUGCCUCAUAAGGUUGCCUUGUGGAUAUAUUGGCAUGCUCUAAAGCUAUGGUGGAAAAAUGUGCCAUUCAUACAACACCCAAGGUACACUAACCCAUCAUACAGGGAGGAAGCUUUGAAGCAUGAUAGAAAACUGCAAUGCUGUCCAGCAGUGGGAGAGAAGAAAGAUGAAUUCAUGCAGGUUGGAGGAAGUUUUCCAGGAAUUGUGGCUGAGAGAAAUCAUGGGGAACGAUUGUUUGUAUGGAGAGAUGCUAAGUGGCCAUGGACUUGAAUGCCAUGAGUGAGCUUUUGUUCUUGGCCGUGUAUGUAAGCUGACUAUUUCCCCAUUAGAAUGAAGUGUUGAUGGAGCAUGAAACUCCUUGCAAAUUUGUCUCAAGGAGCCAUAAACUUAACAAAUUACAUUCAUAUUGGCCGGUAAGUAGCUUCAUCAAGAUGUGAUGUGACCAUUCCUUGCAGUUAUCCUGCCGAAAGCAUCAAGAUGACGGAUGAUAUGUUAUUCCGUAAAUGUUAAGAGCCUCCCCCCAACUCUGGAUCCCGCAGUCAUCUUUUGCCAUCCGCAUGAACAAUGGCACGUUCUUGCAAAGCAUGUUACUCAUCUUUUGAAAUGAAUUAGGCAUGGCUGGUAUCUGGUUGGUCGAAUUGCAGAUGGAAUUCUUGCUUUAUAAACAUGUUCUCUUACCUUAAAAACGGGUGGAGAUGUGAUUUUGCAUUAUUCAAUGUAUGUAUCAUCCACAAUUGAAAGCUUUGUAAAGAUUUGUUAGGUUGAA
Messenger RNA from Theobroma umbraticum, 1538 nucleotides. RefSeq names its product DUF1365 family protein. Lineage: Eukaryota; Viridiplantae; Streptophyta; Magnoliopsida; Malvales; Malvaceae. The record is from RefSeq and is a predicted model, not a curated record.